Messenger RNA from Eptesicus fuscus (big brown bat), 2949 nucleotides. Its product is annotated as protein Daple-like. Gene Ontology annotation, cellular component: cytoplasm; centrosome. The record is from RefSeq and is a predicted model, not a curated record. Bases 1 to 2949 code for a protein of 982 amino acids. Gene Ontology annotation, biological process: cytoskeleton-dependent intracellular transport; cytoplasmic microtubule organization. Gene Ontology annotation, molecular function: dynein light intermediate chain binding; microtubule binding. NCBI's taxonomy places the organism in Eukaryota, Metazoa, Chordata, Mammalia, Chiroptera, Vespertilionidae. The transcript has 16 exons.
AUGGACAGCGGCAAGGUGACCCACCACCAGGAGAGCCUGUUUGACCUGCAGUGGUUGGAGGUCCCAGACAUGGCCCUGGAGGAGCUGCAGUCCCUCUCGAGGAACAUGGCGUUUCAGCUCAGGAGGCUGGUGGAUGAGCGAGACAGUUGCAGGGAGCUGAUCGUGACCCUGACCCUGGAGCGGGACACCAGCAGCCGCCCCAGCGAGGACACGCAGCACCUGGCCGUGGAGCUGGCAGACACCAAGGCCAGGCUGUGCAGCAUCAGGCAGGAGCUGGAGGAGAAGACGGAGCAGCUGGCAGACACCCGGCAUGAGGUGGACCAUCUGCUGCUGGAGCUGCAGGAGUCCGAUCGCUAUAACAUGGAGCUGGCGGCCAGCGCCCAGUCUGCUCGUGAUGCCCUCUCUGAGCUGGACUCCCUGAGGGAGAAAGCGAGCCGUGUGGAGAGGCUGGAGAUGGAGGUGAAGGGCCUCAGAAAAAAUCAGAAAGAUGCAGACUUCUAUGCAGCCCACAUGAAGGAGCUGAUUGAAGACAAUUAUACUUUAAUGGACACCAAGGGCCUUCUCCAGGAGCAGCUGACUAUCGCUCGGUCCCGGGUCGAUAAGCUGUACGAGCUUGAGGAGGAGAAUGUGCAGCUGAAAUCAAAGCUGCGCCACCUACAGUUGGCCAAGUACACAGACCAGAAACGCCUUGAGGAGCUGCGGGAAGAGAACUUGGCACUCAAGGCUGCACAGGGUCAGAGUGCGAAGGAGUCCGCCCACCUGCGCUGGGAGCUGGAGCAGCUGUCAGAGGAAGCUGAGGCCCCUGGCCUCUGGGCUCUGACUCCACUUUGCUCUUCAGCCUCCAGCUGCUUCCUGAAGCUGGACAAAGAGAAGCAGAGCCUCCAGGGCACCAUCCAGGGGCUGCGGGAUGCCUCCCUGGCCCUGCAGGAGAGCAGCAUUCAGCGCCGGGAGCUGGAGAAGGAGAACCAGCAGCUCAGCAAGCAGAUUGAAGACUUGCGGGUCCAGAUGGAAAGAGAAAAGCAGACCAGUCAGGAUCUGGAGACCCUCAGUGAGGAGCUGGUGGAGGAGAGAGAACAGCUGCUUCGUGACAUAGAGACCCUGAAGGCUGAGAAAGCCCAGGAGAUCAAGGAUCUUGAACAAGUGGUGUGUUUGCUGCGGGCGAGUUCACAGGCCAGCAGCGAGGCCCGUGUGCAGGACAUGGAGAAUGAAAACAAAGUCCUCCAGCAGACGGUGCUGGAGACAAGCAGCCAAGUCAGCAAGCUGGAGUGGGAACGGCUGCAGCUGCGCCAGGACCUAGAGCAGGUGAGGGAGCAGGCGGCGCGGGCACAGGAGCUGGAGCAGGAGCUGCACCGGCUUCAGGAGGAGAAGGAGAAGCUGGCCACGGAGGUCAGCGCCCUGACGAGGGCCCCCGAGGGGAUCAAUGCCCUGGAGCGGGAGAGCCAGGGCCUGUUGCUGGAGAACCAGAGACUGCAGACGUCUCCGGACCCCCUGCAGCCCGAGGGUCUGGAUCGGGAUGAGCAGCUGGACACCAGGGUGGAACAUUCCACUCUGAGCUCCCAGGGCACCUCGCUCACUGCGAUCAGGGAGCAGAACCUGCAGCUCCAGCACCAGCAGGCGGCCACAGAGAGGGAGCUUGAGGCCCUGCAGGAGCAGCACCAGCAGCUGGCGGCAGCCCACGAGGCUCUGCAGCGGGACCAUGCCUGCCUGGGGGCGCUCCACGAGCACCUGUCUGGGGAGCACGAGGCCCUCAGGGACCAGUACAGCCGUAAGAAGACGCUGCUGCAUCGGACCCUGAAACUGCAGAGCAAGGCGCUAAGUGACAGGGCCAAUUUCCUGCAGCAGCAGCUGAAGGGAGAGCAGGAGGAUCUGCAGACCCACACCAAGGAGCUGCAAACCUCCCUUAACAAUAAACAGCUGGAGGUGAACCAGUGGCAGGCCCAGUGCGAAGGACUGAAACGGGAGCAGGAGGAGCUGCACGCCCACACCAAGCAGCUGCAAACCUCCCUGGAGAACACACAGCUGGAGGUGAACCACUGGCAGGCUCUGUACGAGGGGCUAAAAGAGGAGCAGGAAGAGCUGAAUGCCCACACCAAGCAGCUGCAAAGCUCCCUGGAGAACACACAGCUGGAUGUGAACCACUGGCAGGCUCUGUACGAGGGGCUAAAAGAGGAGAAGGAAGAGCUGCACGCCCACACCAAGCAGCUGCAAAGCUCCCUGGAGAACACACAGCUGGAGGUGAACCACUGGCAGGCUCAGUACGAGGGGCUAAAAGAGGAGAAGGAAGAGCUGCACGCCCACAACAAGCAACUGCAAACCUCCCUGGAGAACAAACAGCUGGAGGUGAACCAGUGGCAGGCCCAAAUUGAAGGACUGAAGCAGGCGCAGGAGGAGCUGCAGACCCAGACCAAGGAGCUGCAAACCUCCCUUAAUGACAGGCUGCUUGAAGUUAACAGCUGGCAGGCGCAGUGCGACUGGCAGAGGGAGGAGCUCCAGAGCAUGAACAUGUCGCUGACAGAGCUGGGCAACCACUGCCAGCGGCUCUCCAGUCUCAGGAGGAACGUGGAGAGAGAAAACCGUCACCUGCAGUGCCAAGUCCACAGGUUGAAUGAGCAGAACCAGAGGCUUCUCCAGGAGGACAUGGAGAACAAGGACCAGCAUCACCAGGAGCAGCAGCAGUACGUGGGAGGGGUAGACAAAUUACAUGCCUCACAGAAAACUAAUAAAAACCUGGAAGAAAAAAGCAUGGCUCAACACAAGUUCCAUGAUCCAGCACCAAAGAAGAAGAAGCGCUGGAUUAGAACCAAAAACAUUGUCAAAUUAAUCAAAGGCAAGAAAGGGGGUUCCAGAGAACAACCAAAGUCAACCCCAGAGAGGGUUCCAGAGAACAACCAAAGUCAACCUCCCUCGCUGCUGGGGUCCUCAGACCAGGCCUCGCCCAGCCUACAAUAG